AUGGAGGUCGACGUCCGUUCCGAGGCGGGGGGAGAAUUAGGAAGGAAUCCGGGCGAAGACAGCAAGAGCCCGUCCGCGGGCUCAAGCGCUCGGGUUCGCCAGGCAGCCAGCGCAGGUUCGCGAUUGACUUCAAGUGGCCGCAAAGCUCUGCAGUUGCCGCGGGCGCAUGUGGUGCGCAUCAUAAAGAGCGCCCUUCCGGCGAACGUGCGUCUCCACCGAGGCGCGGUGGCUGCACUCAUGAGGUCGUCAGCCAUCUUUCUGCUUGCGCUCGCGGACGCGUCCGCGGCUGCCACCGGUAGCAGCAGGAAGACCGUGGGAAUCCAGGAGGUCCUCGCCGGUCUGCGAUCUAUCGGCUGCGACGACAUAGCGGAGGACAUUGAGCAACGCAUCCGCAGCGAGGCUGAUAUGCACUCGCGCGGGAUCUCGUCGCCUUCGGUCGACGCUACGAGCUUUAGCCUGCGUACGCACGAUGAACAUCCGCCGCGACACACAACCGCCUCCGCGUGGGCUGCCAACGAAGACGUCGACGGGGCUGCCCUUUCAGAGCCGGAAACAGACAGCUCGUGCGCAGGACGGCAGAGCGAUAUAGCCGAAGAAGCGCCGAGUGAAGGCGAGCUGCCCGACAACGGGGGCGGCGACGACGAAGAUCAAGAAGGCGAUGCGCUCGAUGCAAUGCUGCAGGUGGUGGACGGCGUCCUGGCGGAGCGCGAGCCAGAGUCAGAAACGCAGGCUGACUUCCCGUGA
This is a messenger RNA of Besnoitia besnoiti, 744 nucleotides long. RefSeq lists its product as uncharacterized. The record is from RefSeq and is a predicted model, not a curated record. Bases 1 to 744 code for a protein of 247 amino acids. The transcript has a single exon. Gene Ontology annotation, biological process: heterochromatin formation; DNA damage response; leading strand elongation. Lineage: Eukaryota; Apicomplexa; Conoidasida; Eucoccidiorida; Sarcocystidae. Gene Ontology annotation, cellular component: CHRAC; epsilon DNA polymerase complex. Gene Ontology annotation, molecular function: chromatin DNA binding; protein heterodimerization activity.